Messenger RNA from Camelina sativa (false flax), 720 nucleotides. RefSeq lists its product as uncharacterized. The record is from RefSeq and is a predicted model, not a curated record. Lineage: Eukaryota; Viridiplantae; Streptophyta; Magnoliopsida; Brassicales; Brassicaceae.
UUACAAGCUGUCACACGAUAAUUCUUGGUUGGUGGAUAAUCGUCAGUUUAGCUCCUCCGUUCCAUGGCGUCGACGCUUUGCUCUGUGAGGUUCCUUCCUUGUCCAUCUCUCGAUGUUUUAGGAAAGACGAAGAUUUCCUCAGACUCGCGCUCGCUUGUUUCCUCUUCGUCGCGUGUCUAUGGUUUCUCUUCCGUUCACCGCUCUUUGCGUCGCAAUCGGAAUCAGCUGCAAGUUGUCUCUAUGGCUCCCGAGGAAGAAAAGCUCACUCGUCGCAACCCUCUCGAUUUCCCAAUUGAGUGGGAGAGACCUAAACCUGGGAGGAGGCCUGACAUUUUCCCCAAGUUUAGUCCUAUGAAGACACCAUUACCACCGCCGAUGCCUUAUGAUCCUCCAGAAGAAGAUGAAGAAGAGGAAGAGAAGAAAGAAGAGGAAGAAGAAAACCCAGACCAAGAAGAAGAAGAACAACCUGACAAGCAGCAAUAGAAUUUUUUUUGGUUGGAGAAAAUACGAGAUGGAAACAUCGAGAGAGAGACCGAUCGAAGAAGAGCUUUUAUUUUUUUUGUUUCAACUUUUGUAGUCUUUUGGAAGAGAAAGAAGAAUCAAAAAUCUUUUCUCACAUUUUAGUUGCUAGAUUUUGAAUCUCAUACUCGUGUUCGUGUAUUAUAUUUGUGUAAUGCCACUGUUUCAGAAGCUAUGUUAUCAUUUCGAAAAUUCGAUCCU